AUGUUUAACAUGCGGCAGCGUUCUCCCACGGAGGCUGGGCACACGGGAAUAGGGAGGAGGUGCGCACGACCGCCGGCACCGACCAUGCCGGAGCCUGCCCCGGUGAUCAGGCGGAUCCGCAAGGAGCUGAAACAGCUCUGGAUGGACCCGCCGGCGUUCUGCCGGCCCGGCGCGUCGCCCGUGACGGACCUGUUCCACUGGGAGGUGAUCAUCGACGGCCCCCACGGCAGCCCCUACGCCGGCGGCACGUUCCCCGUCGACGUCGCCUACCCCAAGGACUACCCCUUCAAGCCCAUCAAGCUCACCUUCAAAACUAAGGUGUACCAUCCCAACAUCGGCCCGGAGGGGAAGAUGGCGCUGGACAUCUUCGGGAGGGGGUGGUGGCCUUCUCUCACGAUAAGGACGGUCCUCAUGUCCGUCGUCUCCGUCCUCUACGACCCCCUGCUCGACCUCCCCGUCCGCCACGACGCCUCCCGGCUGUACAAGCGCGAGCGGGGUCUCUUCGAGCAGAAGGCCAGGCGCUGGACUCGCAGGUACGCCUCGGCGCCGGCCGUCUCCUUCUAUCCGGCAGGGACCGAGCUGUUUGAGGAGCAGCUGGAGGAGGCGGCGACCAGUGGGGCAGUGGCACGCCGUCGUUCUUGUGGAGCAGGGAAAUGGCGUUUCUUCGGGGGCCGCCGCCUCGGCGCCAUCUAGUACGCGCAUGUGUUCAGCCAUGCAUGCACGGCGAUGAUCGCUGAAUAAGACUAUUGAGCACAAGUUAAGUUCACCGGAAGAAUGCUUG
Molecule: messenger RNA, 781 nt
Organism: Triticum aestivum (bread wheat)
Lineage: Eukaryota; Viridiplantae; Streptophyta; Magnoliopsida; Poales; Poaceae
Product: ubiquitin-conjugating enzyme E2 11-like
Exons: 3
Coding region: 1-693 (230 amino acids)
Source: RefSeq, a predicted model, not a curated record